UAAUUUGCCAAAGGCGCAUGCGCAGUUGAACGUUAGCCUUCCGGAUUGAAGCGGAGAGGAAGAGUUGUUAGUCAGAAACGGUCUUUGAUUUUGUAACUGGAAAGAGGUAAUUCCUGAUGUAACAUGGCCGACGAAGAAGAGGACCCACCUUUUGAAGAAGAUACUGAAGAAACAGGAGGAGGGCCAGAUGGUGGACAGGGAAAAAGGAAACGGUUGUUCUCCAAAGAAUGUAAGUAGAUGUCAGCCUACAGUGAGAUGUAUGAUGUAUGGAUUUGGAGAUGAUCAGAAUCCUUACACAGAGUCUGUGGAUAUUCUUGAGGAUCUAGUCAUAGAAUUCAUCACAGAAAUGACCCACAAAGCAAUGUCAAUUGGACGACAAGGUCGAGUACAGGUUGAAGAUAUUGUCUUCUUGAUUCGUAAAGACCCACGAAAAUUUGCUCGUGUGAAGGACUUGUUAACAAUGAAUGAAGAAUUAAAACGGGCUCGAAAAGCAUUUGAUGAAGCGAACUAUGGCUCUUGAGGCCUUUUUUGAGCUCAUCUCAUUUUUUUGAUUCACCCUUUCUAUAAAAGGAAGCUCUGUGAAAAAUAAUUCAGAACACUGCUGCCCAUUGAAAAUUUAAAUUGUGGACUGUUUUAAGAUAUUCUUUGUAUUAUGCUGCUUCUCUUUAAAAUGCUAAAAUAUUCUUGGACAUUAUUCCCUAUUAUAUCUUGAAUUUUUUAGACUGCAACCAUUUGAGUGUCAUAAUUCUAGGUUUAUAUUCUUAUUUAACUCAUUUUUUUCAAGUGUUACUAAACAUUUCUAAGGGCCACAUAGCUAUUAUCUUUUACCUCUGUCCUUCCUAUCAAACUUAGAUUUAAAAAAUAUGCUCAUAAAUCUCAAUACUUCUAAAUUGAUCUUUUUCUCCAUGCUUCAUUUAGUGUUGUAAAACUAAAAGAUAACCUCUUUCACAGCAGAGUACAAAUAUUAGCAAGCAGGAACACAGCUUAUUUUGACUGAGGUAAUCUGACAGGAUUAAAUGAAAAGGAUUAAAAUAAAACUAUACAUUUAUGCAUUAUGUCAGUAAUAGUUGCUGAGCCAUCAAGGUUGAGUCCAUGUGGAUAGGAACUUAACAUAAGAAAAUGCAAGAAAAUGGACUUUUGGUGAACACUUAUGGCAGAUUAAAUCUCUCUAAAAGAGUGGAGAUAGCAUUGCAGCAACCAUGGUGGCCAGACAGUAAAUUCCAGCGCAGUCUUUCCAUAAAAAGGAGAGAUUGUGUGCACCCAGUUACAUUCUGGACAGCUAUUCCUUGUGAGUAAAAUGCAGGAAAUGAGAUUUUUGUAAUCAGCCUGUGAGUUGAGCAGCUGGAAGUUAGCUACGUCCACAGCUGUAAUGCAGUUCAUAUGGACAAAAGAUUUGCACAAGCCUAAUUUCUUAAAUGCUUUUGGAUAUAAUUUAUAGCUAAAGAGAUUUUGUGAGUGAUCGGAUAAGAGAAUUCCACUUGUUGCAUGAACAUUUUUCUGUAUUAAAAUGAAAAAAAUCAAAGAUUUAAAAACUUUUGGCAAAAACCUUAACAAAGAGUGGCUAUAAGAGAGUUUAAAACAGAUUAAAGGUUUUAAAGCUUUAAAAGAUUUUUCAGUGAAAGUGCUUUUGAAAAAACUUGGAAUUAAAAUAGACAAAUGAGCUGGACCUUUAUGGGAAUUAUAUAUAUAUAUUGCCACUAAAAAGUGCAGAUUAUUGGUGAAUUUUAUACAAUGAAAAAAUAUGAGCCAGAUGAUGAUGCUGACUUUAACUAUGGGAGUGCCAUCUAAGAUUAAAGUAUUAAGGGCAUGGAAAGACAAAACAAGGGGGGGGGAGUGGACUUUUUACUCUUUUCCCUUGCAAUUGAAAGACUUUCACUUUGGAUUACAAUAUUACAACAGCAACCACUACAAAAUCAGCAAAAGUAGCAGAGAGGAGUAGAGACUCACUAGAGCAAUUUAUAGAGAGGAAUUAUACCACAUUUACUUCAGAAAAUGUUUUGAAGAAUUGAGCAGUAAAUUAGCUGAACCAUUUGAUACUAAAUUAAUAAAAUGUAUUUGUGUUCUUUGUUAUCAAUUGAAGUUACAUUCUGCAUGUAUGUAAGAAAAUGAGAUGGAUAUGAAAAAAGUUAUUAACAAAUUAUAGAUAUUUAUUCAAUUUAUAAGGCACUUCAAUAGUCCAAGUAACUCUAGGCAAAUAAUAAAACAAACAAGACAGUAAUAAACAGAAACCCUGUUUUACUGUACUAUUAGAGAAGGAAGUACCAAUAAAUAAAUCUUGGUAUUGGAAUGAUAGUCUUGUACUAUAAAAAAUAUAAACAUAUGCAGUUUAGUCUCACGGCUUUUAGUGGUGAUUUUUCAGUUUCUUUUUUGUAAGUCUGAAUCUUUCCUGUUGUAGCUUUGAUAGGUUAUAACUAUUGGUUCAAAAUUAAUUUUGUAAAUUUAAACUGCAUAGAACAAUUUUUUAAAUAUUCUGUGAAUUUGUUCCUUAUCAGUGGCUAGUCUUGUGCCGUUAUAGAAAAGAUAAACAUGUCAUACAUAGUGCAUGUUUUCCCCCUUCUUCAAGAAAUAAGGUUUUUUUUCUUUCUGAGAUAAAACAUUACCUGGGACAUCUCUAAGUUGCCCCAUACUAGGACUGGCCAUCAGAAUACCAAAUAUAAUUCACAGCCAGAUUCUUAUUGAUAUUUAAACAUGGAUAGUUCCUGCAACCAUCUAAUAUUGUGAAGUGAUCUUUUGGUUCCAGGUAUUUGCUAUAGCUCUGAAGGCACUCCACUUUAUCUCUUUGGUGCUCUUUCCCUCCAUUGUCCCCACCAUUCACCCCAAUGAAUUAUUUGAGGACACUGUUACUCAAGUACUCUUAGCAGCAUUUGUUUGGCAGUGCUCCAACUUAAGUUUCAGAUGAUCUGUGACAACACUUCUACAGAUAUAAAACAUUGCUGUAAAAAUAAAUAAUUGAGGGAUGAUUCAAAUCAGUCCACCAACAAUUACAACUUGCUUUUCAACAACUUGGUCUGAAUUGGGAGGAAUGGACUUCAGCUCAAUCCAGCCUGGUUAUUGGGCUCUCCAGGUUGUGUAUAUUAUCAAUAUUGAUUUUGGAUGUUACAUAGUAACUUUGUUACUAGCCUAUUAAAAUGGACAAUGGGAGACUUUCCUUUGGUUUACGUAUUCCGGCUAGAGAUGAAGGGAAACUUAUUUGCAUAUCUAGAGUCUUUAAGGAAACCUGUUUGGAAUAGAAAGAAAGCUAGAAUAAGAUAUAAAUAUGGAAUUUAAGAUUAAAGUUAUGGGUUGCAAAGGCUUCAUAGAGAUGCGGAUUGAUUUGGAUUUUUAAGAGAUGUUAUUAGGAUAAAAUUUAGAAUUUAGUAUUGAAAUAUAGUAAGAAUUCACUCUUUGGAAUAAUAGAUCUUCCUUCUUUUCUCUUUCUUCCUCUUGGUCUGUUUCUGUCCUUUCUUACUAUUUUUUCUAUUUUCUUAUGUUUUUAUUAUUAGGCAUGAUAAUUAAUUUGUGGAGGUAUAAUGAGAAAAAGAUUGCAAUGAUGGAAGAGAUGAAAUUAACAAAUGAAGAAUUAUUGAAUAAGAAACAGAAUAUAGUUAAGAAAUGUAAGAAUGUAAUGAUGGAAAUAAUAUGUUUAAAUAAGAGUUAAGUUAGGGACAUCCAAAUGGUAAAUAAUAUGUCUGUUUAAGGCUAAGUUGGAUAUGGUAUCUGGAAAUUAAUAAUAGCUGAAAACAGGAUUUUGAUUUACAUAGGUAAUGGGUUGCUGAUAACUUUUAUUGAUUAAUGGAAUUUUUAUUUAGGAAUGUAUUAACGAAUGAAUUUUAUUUAGGAAUGUAUUAAUUUGACUAUAUUAUGUUAAUUGAUAGAGAGGGAAAUUUUAAGAAGUAUUAUUUGAGCUGUAUAUUUAUGAUGUUAUUGUAUUCAACUGAUUACCCUAUCUCCACAUUGGUUCUUAAGCUUCUUGGUGCAAAAAUAAAAAAACCAAUAAAAUUGUUUGAAAAAAAAAAAAAA
Messenger RNA from Crotalus tigris (Tiger rattlesnake), 3999 nucleotides. RefSeq names its product TATA-box binding protein associated factor 13 (gene TAF13). Gene Ontology annotation, molecular function: protein heterodimerization activity. Gene Ontology annotation, cellular component: transcription factor TFIID complex. NCBI's taxonomy places the organism in Eukaryota, Metazoa, Chordata, Lepidosauria, Squamata, Viperidae. Gene Ontology annotation, biological process: transcription by RNA polymerase II. The coding region runs from base 188 to 520 and encodes 110 amino acids. The transcript has 4 exons. The record is from RefSeq and is a predicted model, not a curated record.